UCUCUCUCUCUGCCUCUCCCUGUUCCCACGAUCAAAUGAGGGCAACACGUCUGGAUGGUUACGGCAUAUCGGUGCAGUGUGGUGAGCAUCCGGCAGACGUUUCGUCAGUUUCGGGUCUUCACAGAGAUAGACUAGCACCCUCGCCUGGUGCCCUGCCCAGCUGAGCUCGGCGCGGCCGCGAUGUUCGCCUUCGUGCCCACGGCGAGGAACGAGUCCUACAUGCGCGCUGGGGAGGUCCCCUACAGCGACAUCAAGCCCGACACUUUGGUAUGGGUGGACGCGGAGGUCUUCGAGCCCGGCGGGGGCCCCGGCGCCGAGGGCGGCGGCCCGGGGCCCCAGAGGACCUUCUGGGUCGUGUCGGGGGGCCUCGCCGUGCGGCAGGAGGCCCCGACCAGCGUGCGCUUCCUGGUGGACACCGGCACCAGCACGGUGCUGCUGGCCCCGCCCGCGGGACCGACCGAGGCCUCUUCGGAGUCGGGCGGCUGGCUGGGCGAGCUCGUGGCCCUGUGGCUUCACGUGCUGAUCGCUUUGGUGCAGGCGGUGGUGCUCCUGGGAUAUUCUUGCCUGAAGAACGUGUGCUCUUGGCGACUACCAGGCCGCCGAUCUCCGGCCGCCAUCGACAAUGGUCGCCCCGCCGGACUGGAUGCGGGGCUGCUAUACGGGUUCAGGCGACGCUUGACUGUGAAUGAGGAGACCGCAAUCAUGGCGGCGGUGAUUCAGGUGGCCGACGAGACUUACCUGGCUCGGGAGACCGCUGGAGGCCGCGCUGCUGUGUUGCCUGCUGGGGGCGCGCUGCGGGCUUUCGACUUCGGGCUGCGCGGCGCGGGAGCUGGGCAGCAACUGGUCGGUGCCGACGGUGGCGUUGCUGGAGGCAGCGCUGAAGGUGCGGCCGCUCUGGUGGGCGUGGGGCCCGCGCGGGGACCUGGUCUUGGGGUCGCUGCUGGUGGUGCGGCCGCUGCUCAACCCGUGGGCGCUGGGGCGCCUGGGCAGGCAGCGGCGGCCCCUGGGGCGGUCGCGGGCCUAGGUCCAUUCGCGGCUCCUGCUGCUCCAGAGUGGGUGAUGACGGAGACGACCGCCGCGGGAGAUCGCGGAACGGUUGUGGCCCUGAAUGGGACGGAGCGACUCGGUGGCGACGUCGGGAUCAUGAGGACCGACAAGGGCUGGAUCGGAAUCCGACGGGUGUCGCUCAGCCUGGCGCUCUACGCUGGCGCUGAGGCUGGACUUGACGCCAGGCUCCUUGGUAUCGCACUGCAGUCAGAUGGCCAUCGCACUCGGAUCCAGUUUCGGGACGCUGUCGCCAAGUUCGAGCAGACGCUCGACAUGGUGAAUGAGAUAGUUGUGACUCUCAACGACAUGUACCUGGGUGGAAGUGGACAUGACGACCUUCCGCGUCGUGCCGCUGGUGAGCCGCUGCUUGCUGUCCAUGCCGAGGUACACCGGGAGCUGGAAGAUGCGGUUCGCCGCUUCGGAGAGCCGCCGAUGGACCUCGACGGCCCAGGAGCCCUUGCGGAGCUUCGGGUGUCUCAGGCGUACCACGGGGAGGCCGUGGCCAUCGCCCCGGUUGGCUUCGACAACGUCGACCGCAUUUCUCUGCCUGCUGCUACGACUUCUCCACAGACGCUAGAGCAUUUGGCUGGUGAUGUGGGCCGGGUGAUCGCCAAACGUUUACAAGAUUUGUUGCUACCCCGAGAACAGGGGUUGGACCGCAUCCGUACUGAGGGACCACGUCGGCUAUACGUUGAUCCCAACCUUCGUAACCCUAAGCUGUAUCAGCGAGUGCUUCGACGGCUGGUGGACUCUAACCUGGUGAGUUUCCAGCUGGACUGCGAGUGCUCGGUCGGGCUCUUUUUCGUUCACAAGAAAAAUGGCGAUCUGAGGAUGAUCUUAGAUGGCCGCUACUCGUCACUGCGCUUCGGCGAGGCCGACAAAGUUGAGUUAGCCUCAGGCGGUGCUUUCAGCCAGAUCGCCGUAGACGGGGAUGACCCAAUCGCAGUGGCGGGCGUAGACAUCGCGGAUGCUUUCUACAACAUCCUGUUGCCUCCAUGGUUGCAAAAAUACUUCGGCCUCCCGCCCGUCAGAGCAGGCGACUUCAAUCUCUCUCACGUUGGCGAGGGUACCCCCGUUCAUCCUUCGCAAAAGGAGAUCUUGAGGCAAGACCGCUGUACUGGGGACACGCUCCGGAGGGUCAUAUCGCACUACACCUCUCGGGGCCUCAUCAGGCGAGGCGACGUGAGAGUCGCGCAGGAGGCAGCGAGGGAGGCAAAGCGGCGGCGGCGAGAGGCACGAGAGGCAGAGGCGCAGCGUGCUCGUGGAGUGUCCGUGCCGCCCGUCGUCGCUGGAGACAUGUGCAGCCGCCCCGUGCCGUUCACCAGCCACCCGCUGCUAGCGCACAUCGGCGGUCUCAGUUCUGAUCCUGAGGUGCAGCGAUUUCGAGAUGCCUUGCCUGGGCCGUCAGAUGUUGCGACUGCGUUGUACGACCCUGCUUCUCGGCCGCUGGCCUUCGCCACGGCAUCUUUGCAGUGCGAGAGAACUGGAGUAUCGUUGGAGACCUUCCACAAGCAUUCUGUGCAUUUGAAUUGCAUGGUCUGGCUCCACGACCGUCUUUACCGUAAGAUGUUGGUUGAAUCGUGUUGUCGGUCAUCAGUCGCCAAGGCGCUCCACGUGAUCGAUUAUGUAGCUUAUGACGAGACGCCCCUCCGCUUGCGCCAAGUUGAUCGCACUGCGGAGUUCGCCUUGCCCGACUCCUUCCUGAAGCUGCUUCCGUCUUCGCAGACAUCGGUGCCAACGAAGAUUAUGCAAACGCAGCGUCAUUGGGGCAUCUUGAUCAGCAAGGAGGUUCGUGGUGUCACCAAAUAUCUCAUGCUCUACGGGCGAACGCCCUCGGCGGACGAGAUCGUGAUCUUCAUACCGCCUGGCGUCGAAUGCGACAAGGAGGUGCUGAAAGAGAAGAUGCUCGGGCAGCUCGCGAAGCGGUUCGGCAAGACCCUGAUCGAGACCGAGACAGACGUUUUCUUCAACGUGAUUUCUCGGUGUUAG
Messenger RNA from Prorocentrum cordatum, 3036 nucleotides. Lineage: Eukaryota; Dinophyceae; Prorocentrales; Prorocentraceae. The record is from the annotation of a GenBank genome assembly.